This is a messenger RNA of Amborella trichopoda, 402 nucleotides long. The record is from RefSeq and is a predicted model, not a curated record. Lineage: Eukaryota; Viridiplantae; Streptophyta; Magnoliopsida; Amborellales; Amborellaceae.
AUGAUCAACUCUAAGAGACUUUUGCAGAUGGCUCACAAUUGGCAAACGCAAGCCACUAAACAAAGGAAGAGAAUUUCCUUCAAGAGAACUCCCAAUCAAAGAGGGUGUUCGGUAGCCGAUGAGGGCCACUUUGUCAUCUAUACAAUAGAUGGAAGCCGGUUUAUGAUUUCAUUGGCGUAUCUCAACCGCCCCAUCUUUCAAGAGUUACUAUCCAUGGCGGAAGAGGAGUUUGGAUUCACGGGAUGUGGUCCUCUGCAAGUGCCAUGUGAGGCAUCUGUUAUGGAGUACAUAGUGUCUCUAUUGAGCAAGAAUGCUUGUGUGGAGGUGGAGAAGGCAUUGGUUUCCAUAACAUCAUGCAGAGAACCUUCCCUUCCCGUGCAUAGAAUCGUGCCUGACAACUAA